Messenger RNA from Amborella trichopoda, 1232 nucleotides. The record is from RefSeq and is a predicted model, not a curated record. Lineage: Eukaryota; Viridiplantae; Streptophyta; Magnoliopsida; Amborellales; Amborellaceae.
UUAACUCUCUCUCUCUCUCUCUCUCUCUAGGACUCUCUCUAGGGUUCUCUCUCUCUAGGACUCUCUCUCUCUACAACAAACAGUAAGUAUAUGAUAACAGGAAUCUCCAAAACCAAAGUGCAGUUGGAAUUAUACCUUCAUCAUCAGCCAAUAAUUCACAGAAUGCCACAACACCCCAUCAAGAGGUUAUCAUUAAGAAAUCUCCACUUCCUCCAUCAAGAGGUUAUCAUUAAGAAAUCUCCACUUUCUCUCUCUACAUCAUGCACACUUUCUCUCUCUACAUCACACACACCUCCUGGAAUUCCAUUUAAUAUCGCCUGUUGUACAUUGCAGCACUGUCACCCAGCACCUAUUGCACCCCUCUUCAUAUUAUCCUCUCCUCUUCUUGUUCCCUUCCUUCGAUCUCUCCCCCAAACAAACACACAUAUAUAUCUCUAAUUUGGGCUCUCUCACUAUAUUCAUUCCCUCUUUGCAAUAGUUGCUUCUCUCUCUCUCUCUCUAGAGCUUUUCUUGGGGUAUUGGAGAUGCCUCAGGCGGUGUCGACGAGAUGGUGCCCGACGGCGGAGCAGCUGAUGAUACUGGAGGAGAUGUAUCGCGGGGGGAUACGCACCCCGAAUGCUUUGCAGAUACAGCACAUCACAACCCAUCUCUCAUACUAUGGGAAGAUUGAGGGGAAGAAUGUGUUUUAUUGGUUUCAGAAUCACAAGGCCAGAGACAGGCAGAAGCUGAGAAGGAAGAUGAUUAAGCAACAGCAGCAGCUGCCGACGCCGCAACAUGAAGCUGCCUCCUUCUCUCUCACUCAAAUACCACCCAGGUUCUAUGAGGAACAAUGCCGGAGCAUCGGUUUCAUGUGCAUGUUACCUAAACCUGAGGUCGAAGCACCAACGGCCCAAAUGGACUCAGCACCUCGUUACAGGGCUCUGGAGACCCUUGAUCUUUUCCCGGUGAGAAGCACGGGCAUCAAGGAAGAGAAACCGAGAUCGACGGCACUCCAUGUGUCCACGUCAUCUUCUUGAAAAGUGUGGUUUGUCAAAUUAGGGUCAAUCAACGGUUAGAAUAUGUUGGUGUUGUUUUAUGGGAGUUAGAUUUAGAAUCUUCCCUUGGUCUUGUGGUCUGGGUCUUGGGAUUCAGUAGAAGCUCUCAGUCUCAUGAGUCAAUACCCUUAACAAACUUAUAAAUACCCUAUGUACUCUUCUCUAACUUGCUAGCGUCUAAUAAAAUGUUUAUGUACU